UUCUUCUCUUUCUCGCGGCGGCUGGGCCAGUCAGUCAGCGAGUCGCUCGCUCGGUGGUUCGUUCGGUUUGUGUUCCUGUCAGCGAGUGAGGCGGAGGAGGGCGGCGGCGGCGGCGGACUUGAGGAGAGCCGAGCCGAGGGAGCGAGUGAGCGAGCGCGCGCCCGGUCGGCGAGGCCGGCGAAGGGAGCGAGCGAGCGAGCGAGCGAGGCUUUUUGAGGGAGCUUUUGAAGGCUGAGGCGAUGGCGGACGUCCUGAGCGUGCUGCGCCAGUACAACACGCAGAAGAAGGAGAUCGUGGUGAAGGGGGACGAGGUGAUCUUCGGCGAGUUCUCCUGGCCCAAGAACGUCAAGACCAACUAUGUCAUCUGGGGGACAGGAAAGGAAGGCCAGCCAAGAGAGUACUACACUUUGGAUUCCAUUUUAUUCCUGUUGAAUAAUGUGCAUCUUUCACAUCCUGUUUAUGUCCGACGUGCUGCGACUGAAAACAUUCCUGUAGUAAGAAGACCUGACAGAAAAGAUCUGCUUGCAUACCUAAAUGGGGAAACAUCAACAUCAUCGAGCAUAGACAGAAGUGCACCACUUGAAAUAGGUCUUCAACGAUCUACUCAAGUUAAAAGAGCAGCUGAUGAAAUACUAGCAGAAGCAAAGAAACCAAGAAUAGAGGAUGAGGAGUGUGUGCGGCUUGACAAAGAGCGGCUGGCAGCUCGACUGGAGGGCCACAAAGAAGGCAUUGUGCAGACGGAGCAGAUCAGAUCGUUGUCCGAAGCCAUGUCUGUGGAAAAAAUCGCUGCUAUCAAAGCCAAAAUCAUGGCCAAGAAAAGGUCCACCAUUAAGACUGAUUUGGAUGAUGACAUAACUGCUCUUAAACAGCGAAGUUUCGUCGAUGCGGAAGUUGAUGUAACUAGAGACAUUGUCAGCAGGGAAAGGGUUUGGAGGACUAGGACAACCAUUUUACAAAGCACAGGCAAGAACUUCGCCAAGAACAUUUUUGCAAUUCUUCAGUCCGUCAAAGCAAGAGAAGAAGGACGUGCACCUGAACAAAGACCAGCACCAAAUACUGCACCAGUGGACCCCACUUUGCGCAACAAGCAGCCAAUUCCAGCGGCCUAUAACAGAUAUGAUCAGGAAAGGUUUAAAGGAAAGGAAGAGACGGAAGGUUUCAAGAUUGACACCAUGGGCACCUACCACGGAAUGACUUUGAAGUCUGUAACAGAAGGAGCUUCAGCACGGAAGACCCAAACCCCAGCAGCCCAGCCUGUGCCAAGACCAGUCUCCCAAGCAAGACCACCUCCAAACCAGAAAAAAGGAUCUCGAACACCCAUAAUCAUUAUUCCAGCAGCUACCACCUCUUUAAUAACUAUGCUCAAUGCAAAAGAUCUUCUGCAGGAUCUAAAGUUUGUGCCAUCUGAUGAAAAGAAAAAGCAAGGUUGCCAGCGAGAAAAUGAAACUUUAAUACAGAGAAGGAAAGACCAGAUGCAGCCUGGUGGAACUACAGUCAGUGUUACAGUACCGUAUCGUGUGGUUGAUCAGCCUCUGAAACUUAUGCCUCAAGAUUGGGAUCGUGUUGUGGCUGUGUUUGUACAAGGUCCUGCUUGGCAGUUCAAAGGCUGGCCAUGGUUGCUACCUGAUGGAUCACCUGUUGAUAUUUUUGCAAAAAUCAAAGCUUUCCACCUUAAAUACGAUGAAGUCCGUCUAGAUCCAAAUGUCCAGAAAUGGGACGUAACACUGUUAGAGCUCAGUUACCACAAACGGCACUUGGACAGACCAGUGUUCCUGCGUUUCUGGGAAACAUUGGACAGGUACAUGAUAAAACACAAAUCCCACUUGAGAUUCUGAAUUCUUGACUGCCAUUUUGUUUUCUCAAACUUUGGAUUGAGAACUUUGAAAACUGCUCUGGUCUACAGAGAGGAAGGAGUUCUUCUUGCCCGCAUUUGUCAAGAACAUUAUACAGAUAAAGAAGGGAGUCAUUGUUCAAUCUUUUUAUAAGACCUUGUUGGAUCAUCAUGUUGCAAUGACAAGCCCACAGCCAGUCGUCAUUACAAGCAAGGGAUUUUGCUUAAAACUAUUUUUUAAUAGCAUAAACCUUCUAGCCUGCAAUUCAAAUGUAUAUUUUGAUAGCAAGCCAUUUCUUCUCCAUUUUGUUAAACUAGCAACAUUUUUACAAUAACGUUUCUGUUCAUCAAUAGGAUAUAGGGUGAUUUUCAUGAAAGGUUACGAACUUGUGUGUGUAUGUAUAUAUAGAGAUAGAGGUAGAUGUUCUAAAUCACUUUGCUUCUGAGCAUAGCUCUUGGUUCUUUGCUUUAUCGUUUCACUUGUGGAAAACCUUUUGAUUUGAUUGGUAUUACCUUCUAGUCUAAAGAACUCUAGGAACUGAGCAAAGUGAAGACUGCUUUAGAUGAAUCAAAUUGUCAUUCUGUAUAUGUACUGUAUAUUCUUUCAGACUUUGGAAAAGGGAUGAAUAAAUCCAAACUGGCUUCUUUUGUUAUGAUAAUAGUUUACCAAAACUGUAAAAAGAGUAAUUACGAAUACAUUGGAAUUUUAAACACCCUCCUUGCAAAUUCCCUAAUUUAAAACUGCAUGUGCAUAAUCCUUGCAUGGAGGUGUAUAUAAAACUCUACACACACAAGAAUAUUUUCCAGAGUUUCAGGGCGUCUGGGAUUUUUAAAAUCUGAGUUGGCUAAAUGGAAUAAUAGAACCAGUUCUUUGAAUCCCAAUACAUGCAGAUCAUUUUUUCCUUAGACUUUUUUCUUAAAUUACCUUGGCAGUAUGGGAAACAUAGCAAGCCACGCGGGGGGGACCCGUUUUUUGAAGUUCAGUGCUGGCGUAAGUGAGGAGAUGCAGUGCAGAUUCUUCCCACAGGUCCAGGGCUUUUCUCAGUAUCACAGGGAUGUGUAAAGGAAUGGGAUUCCACUCUGCCGGGUAAUGUAGGAACCCAGUCUCAGUGCCAUAAGAAAUUCAAAGUCACCCAAGUUCCAAUUAUAGCUGGUUAAACCAGUUUUUCAGCAUUCGCAUGAGAUAGAAACUUUUCAGUAACCAAAGAACCUGUUUGCUUGAUCAGGAAUGAGCGAAGGAGAGGCAAGAAAAUACUGAUAUUUCUGUGAAUCUGCAUUUUACAAUAUAGUUGCUGAGUGCUGCACACCAGUGGACAUGCAAAAUGAUCCUUCACCGUUUACUUUCAUAUGGAUUUUUUGAGAUGAAGAAACUACUUAUUUCUGUUUUUCAAAUCCAGAACCAUGUUUUUAUGCUGAGUGUCUGAGGUCUGACAGAAGUAAAAUAUUCUCCAUAUUCUUCCUUAGUUUUGCUUUUAUUUCAUUUUCCAACUGGUUCUUUGUAUAUUGUUUCCUAAUGAACUGUUAAGGCUUUUCUUACUAUCUCCUUCUUAAGAUGCAGUUGAGAUCUAAAUGACUUUCUGAAUACUUUUCAUAUUUAUUUCUAAUAUACGGAGACUGUGACUUCUAUUUUGUUGUAGUUAGAGCAAGUAUCAAUUUUUCAGCCUUUCAGUGCUUUUUUAGUAAUGUUAAGAGUUCGCAAUGGUAGUAUUUUUGAAAGAAUAUCACAAUAGAACUAGAUGAACUAAAUCAGGAAUGGAAUGUGUUUUUAAAAUAAAAUGGGGUUUCAGAAAUCACUCA
Messenger RNA from Lacerta agilis (Sand lizard), 3628 nucleotides. RefSeq names its product cell division cycle 73 (gene CDC73). The transcript is spliced from 17 exons. Gene Ontology annotation, molecular function: RNA polymerase II complex binding. Bases 240 to 1835 code for a protein of 531 amino acids. NCBI's taxonomy places the organism in Eukaryota, Metazoa, Chordata, Lepidosauria, Squamata, Lacertidae. Gene Ontology annotation, cellular component: Cdc73/Paf1 complex. The record is from RefSeq and is a predicted model, not a curated record. Gene Ontology annotation, biological process: transcription elongation by RNA polymerase II; positive regulation of transcription elongation by RNA polymerase II.